UACAAAUAAGAAGCACGGUGACUGUAGAUCUUUGCUCCUCUCUUUAGUACCAGAGAAACAGUCGUAAUGGCUUUAUUUCAGAUCUUCUUAAUCUCGAUACUAAGUUCCUGCAUGGCACAGGAUGAGGAUAUUAUGACUCCUGUUGUGAAUAUAUACACUGAGUUGAAAGAGCUUAAAGCUUCUAUUAAUGGACUGACAACGGAUCUGAAUGCUGCUAAAAAUGAACUAGAAGAGCAGAAAAGCUUGAUUCAGGACCUGCAGAAACAGAUCAAGGAGAGUCCAAGAGUGGCAUUCACUGCAUCCAUGUCAGCAACAGAGAGUACAAGCCGAGGGCCUUUCAGUACAGAGACCAAACUCAUCUUUGAUAAAGUCCUAACCAACGUUGGCGACGCAUACAACCCUGUCACAGGAGUCUUCACAGCACCUGUUAAAGGUGUUUAUUACUUCAGGUACUCAGGCUCCGCCUUUUCCUCCCAUGAUAUGGGUCUGAGCAUCUUUAAAGGCACGGCGCGAUUUGUGUCUUCAUACGAAUAUAAUUCUGGGGAGCGCAACGACCAAAUGUCCAAUGGAGCCGUGAUGGAGCUGAAUGUUGGAGAGGAGGUUCACGUGAGGCUGUGGAUCAGAUGCUGGAUCUUUGUGGAUCGACGGUACAACUAUUCCACUUUCACAGGCUACCUGCUUUACCCACAGGAUUCUGCUUCUGUAUAAUUUAAUCAAGGUUAAUUAUUUAGCAAAAUGUCAAAAAGAAUUGUUUAACAGUCCUGAAAAUAUAUCUCAUGUUUCUUCAGUGUGAAUGAAUGUAAUUAAAAGGUUACUAUUUCAGGUAUACAGACAAAAACAAGUGUUCCUCUAUUACUUAAAUUGCUCUACUACAGGACAUUAGUUGUCAUUCAGGCACUUGGCUAUUCAAAUAGGGACUUACCCUAGACAUUUCUUGUUUAUAUAAAGUUAUUUAGAAUACAGACUAGCUGAACUUUUUCCAGUUUUUCCAAGUGAGUGGCCAAAAGUGAUGUCUGAAGAGGAUAUUUGUUUUUAAUGGCCCUACAAGUUUCAUUAAUAUUUUAGAUUUUUUUAAAUAGUUUAAAUACAAGGGAAAAACAAAACACUAAACUUGGUUAAUGUUCUCUUUGUUUUGCAUAAUUAGGGGUUCAAGCGCGUAGCACUGAAACUAUUGUAGUUGUUAAAAUUUCCAAGGGUCAGCCUUCUCCCCUAAAAGUGAUUUUGGCCACUAUUGUACAUCCCUAGAUGGGAGGAUUUCUCAUAUUUAACUAACUCCCUAACAAAUUUGUCCCCAAAAAAUAGUUAAAGGGAUAGUUCACCCAAAAAAUUGAGCAGUUUAGUCCAAAUUUUCUGAAGCGACUUGAUCACUUUAUGUGAUAAACCAAUUUAAUUUAGGCUUUUAUUCACAUAUAAACAUUGAUCAGUGAACAUAAACAGAAGCUCAACCAAACAUGCUUGACACGUGAGAACUUUUUGCGGAAACUCAAACGUGCUGCAUAACACACUACAAUGAACCUCAUUGGUUCUCGCACAUCAAGCAAACGUGCUUGAGCUUCCGUUUACCACAACUGAUGUAUGAGUUGAUGAAUGUUUAUAUGUGAAUAAAAGCCUAAAUGCAAGUUUAGCCUAAAUUAAUUUUAUGAUCCCUUUAUGAACUUUUUGAAGCAGCAAAGUAGUAGUUGCGUAGCUGUCUAUGAAGUGACAGAAAGCUCUCAGAUUUCAUCAAAAAGAUCUUCAUUUGUGUUCUGAAGAUUAACAAAAGUCUCACUGGUUUGGAACGACAUGAGGGUGAGUAAUUAAUGACAGAAUUUUCAUUUUUGGAUGAACUAACCCUUUAAGUAAACCCACAAACACAAAACACCUGUCAAAUGAAUGUUCUGGAUUAAAUACAAACUAAGCUUGGUUGACUGUAUUUGUGACACACUGUUGAUUAAUUGAUAAAAUUGGCCCUCAAUUUGUAAAAAUGAAGAACAUGUUGACAAUAAUGUCAACAUAACAUCUAACAUAAAUUUUCUUUGUCAUCCAAUCCCAAAAACACAUUUAUUUGUUAAGUUAAAGACAAUGGUGCAUUUUGAUGAAUUAACUGUAAUAUAUCUCAAUAUUGAAGAAUGGAAAUAUUUUAUUUAAAUAAACAAAUAUAAAAUCUGACAUAAAGCUUCAGAGAAUUUAAUAUUAAUUUAACCAUUGAAGUGAUCAACAAAUUUCAUUGCAUAUGUAUAACUGUUUUAUUUCAGUGGGUUUUUUCUUUGAAAAUGACGAGUUUAAUCACGUGGCCAUGUCAGUAAUCUUUUCAGAAUUUCAAUGGACUGUACAUUCCCUUGCUUGUAAAAUUUGCAGUAUUUUCUACUGUCUGUAUGUCUAUAUAUAUUGUGAUUUUCCCUGUUCAAAUUAUUUUUUAAAUUAUUAUCUUUUGCACAAAUCGAAAUUCUGCUCCAUUCCAUUCUUGUGGUUUGUUCUGAAUAUGCCAUUGUUUCUUAUCUUGCCAUGUGGUGGAGAUCAUGUAUGAUGCAGUAACUCUUUAGUUAUGUAAAUAUCUUUACAUUGUGUAUCUUGUGCAAAUUGAUGACAAACGUUACUUAUAAUAACAAUUCAACUAAUCCCAUCCAAAUAUGUCAUGUGAUCUGGGAAAACCCUUCGGAUGUCGCGAUGAAACGUUUUCAGUAAAGUCAAAAAAUAGGUUGAAUGUCAUUUUUUUUUUUUGUCAAAAUUGGGUUUUCAUUCAAUUAUUAUUCUAUAUCAUCUUGUCUAUCAUCUCUGAAAAUAUCUUGGCAAAAUUCGCCUGUUAAGUGCAGAAAAAUAGCGAUUUAUAGUGGCAAGCUGAAAAGACUGUCUUUCUCUAUCGUAAAGAACACACCCGGCUGACGUGAAAAAAAAAUCGGCCAUAGCUUUCCCUUUCUUAACACUACAAAGACAGUUCACCUAUCAAAACAAACCACAUAAUAUGUAGAAUGAAGGUGUAUUAAUGCAAAUUUGCCGCCAGUCCUGUGUAAACUAUGGCACACACAAAAAAAAAAAAAACAUUUCUAAUACAACGUUAUCGUAAGAAGGCGAAGCACAAGAGAACAACGGAGCUAUAAUGCAUAUACAUGUUCUAAUUAUGUUUAUUACAGGUUGAAUUCAAAUCAAAUACUGCCAAACUGCCCAUACUACUUCUGAAUAGGAUGUCUACUUCAUAAAAUGUAUGAAAAUAUGGAAAUAUAUGGUUCAGAUCACGCAAAUAAUUGGAGGCGCCCUUAAAUGGUCAGUAAUAGAGCUUGGGUGUCAUCUAGUGAAAAAUCUUACUGAAAGCUCAUUUUUUAAAUAUAUCAACCUAAAAUUUGGAAUGUUGGCAUUUUUGGUUUUGAUUUUCUUGCAGUUAAGAGUAAAACAUGUUUUGUAAUAAGUAUAUUUUUACAUUUUCAUAAACAUAAACUUCUAUUACUUUUUUUGUUUCUUUCACUUUCAUAAUUUCUUUCACUUCUACAAUAAUGUGCCAAGUGUCUUCUUUAAAACAAGAACAUCCUUAUGUCUGUAUUCCAAAGCGUUCUUGAAUUACAACCAUUUAUGUUUGGAUAGUGCAUUUUUAUGUCUGAUCAGAGCGAUCAGCCAACUUCAGAUAACCAUAACUUUUGUUACAGACAAGCUAUGAAAGAAGUAAAAACAGAUGUGAUAGGUAAAAUUUCACCAUGUGAUGAGUUUUCGCAGAUCACAUCACAUAUGGAUAAAGACUCUGAAUCACCUGAGAUCCUGAUGUAACAGAUCUGCUCUUCAUUCUCCAAUCUGCAUUGUUGUUAGCUUGAUAUCUACACAAACACCCUCACAAACUGAUGGAUGUUGAAUGUACGACAGGUUUGAUAUCAGGCCAUACUGACAGGACUCCAAUAAAUACACUUACACAUAG
Messenger RNA from Ctenopharyngodon idella (grass carp), 3880 nucleotides. RefSeq names its product cerebellin 11 (gene cbln11). The coding region runs from base 67 to 708 and encodes 213 amino acids. The record is from RefSeq and is a predicted model, not a curated record. The transcript has 3 exons. Gene Ontology annotation, molecular function: protein binding. NCBI's taxonomy places the organism in Eukaryota, Metazoa, Chordata, Actinopteri, Cypriniformes, Xenocyprididae.